Molecule: messenger RNA, 1416 nt
Organism: Dufourea novaeangliae
Lineage: Eukaryota; Metazoa; Arthropoda; Insecta; Hymenoptera; Halictidae
Gene: TkR99D
Product: tachykinin-like peptides receptor 99D
Exons: 6
Coding region: 151-1416 (421 amino acids)
Biological process (GO): G protein-coupled receptor signaling pathway
Cellular component (GO): plasma membrane
Molecular function (GO): tachykinin receptor activity
Source: RefSeq, a predicted model, not a curated record
AGUCAUAGCAUACUAACUUAAAUAUCAUCGGUGUAAGACAUCAGUAUAUGUGAAAAAAAAAUAUAGUGAACUAUAUAAAAUCUACCUGAAGAAAUUACAAGCGAUACACUGUUCCUAAUUAGUGGAAAAUAGGGAACAUCAAUAGAAGAGAUGCAGUCUCUCGACUUUUUCGCGAACACCACGCCCGAUCCAUGGAACACCACGCUGUGGAUCGAAAAUUACACGUAUUACAACACCACGGACAUCCCCGAUCUACAGUUGGGAAAUCAGUUUAUACUGCCAUGGUGGCGACAAAUGAUCUGGACGUUGUUGUUCGCUGGCAUGAUCAUCGUUGCGACCGGCGGCAAUAUGAUAGUGAUUUGGAUUGUUCUCGCGCACAAGCGAAUGCGCACCGUUACCAAUUAUUUUCUGGUGAAUCUGAGCAUAGCGGACGCGAUGGUGUCCACAUUGAACGUCACGUUCAAUUACAUCUACAUGUUGAACAGCCACUGGCCCUUUGGCACCCUCUAUUGCAAGAUCUGCCAGUUCGUCGCGGUGCUCACUAUAUGCGCCAGCGUCUUCACCCUAAUGGCGAUUUCUAUUGACAGGUACAUGGCCAUUGUGAACCCACUGAGGCCACGUAUGGGCAGGAGAACUACACUCGGCGUGGCGAUCGUCAUUUGGAUCGUGGGAGCUAUACUCUCGCUGCCGAUGCUGCUCUUCUACACCACUUACACGCAGAAUUUCGCGAACGGCGAGGUCCGAGUCAUCUGCUACAGCGAAUUUCCCAACAGAGACGACGACGAUCUCAAUUACAACGAAUAUCUGUACAAUGUCAUAUUCAUGAUACUGACGUACUUCUUGCCGAUUGGGUCGAUGACAUUCACAUAUGCCCGAAUCGGUUUGGAGUUAUGGGGUUCGCAGAGUAUUGGUGAAAACACAGUGGGGCAGUUGGAGAGUAUACGAAGCAAACGAAGGGUAGUGAAAAUGAUGAUCGUGGUCGUAGUCAUAUUCGCCGUGUGCUGGUUACCAUUUCACGUGUACUUCAUCAUAACGUCGUACCUGCCCGAGAUUACAAACAAACCGUACAUUCAAGAAGUUUACUUAGGCAUCUACUGGCUAGCAAUGUCAAACAGCAUGUACAAUCCAAUAAUCUACUGCUGGAUGAAUUCCAGAUUUCGUCGGGGAUUCGCGCACUUCUUUUCUUGGUGUCCAUGGAUACGGAUACCUCUGGAGCCCGUGUUAUCUCGGUCAGAGGCAGUGACGUCUCGAUACAGCUGCACCGGAAGUCCGCAGACGAACACCAGGUUAUCACGGAACGGCACGGCGCGAAUACCGCUGUACCUGCAAUCAGCGAGAGGAGGAAACGAUCGGUUUCUGGCUCAUCAUCGGGGGAGAAAAUGGAAAAGCACGCAAACCAGCGACCACGUGUCUUGA